AUGGGACAACACGGAUCAUCAGCACUUUCUGGUUCAAAUUCCCAGGAUGAUGAAAGUAAAGAAGUUUCAUCGAUACCAACACCCCAUCCUUCCAAUAAUCCAUCUUCAUCACCGAUCAUUAUGAACAAUGAUCAGUUAAAUUCAUCAGCCAAUAGUCCUUCUAAAGGAUCAUAUUAUGGAAGCUUACGAGUUAAUCAAAUGUACAGAAAAAAUCAAGCAACAGGGAUGAAUAAUUCACCACAACAACAACCUUCAACUCCUCAAGGAAUCAACAUGUUAUCAUCAACGAAUAAUGAAAAUAGAGGACUAGUGAAUGAACAACAAUCUACACCAACAACGAGUAGUGGAAUGGAUAUCCAAUCAAAGAGAAGAGAAAUUAAAAAGAAAGGAGGUCCUGGGUUGACUUUGCUGGCCACUUCUUUUUCAAGAAGGGACUUUGGACAAGAUCUGAUUGGAGAAGAAGAUACAGAUGUAACAACAAGUAGAACAGGAGUUGAUUCAAGUGCUGGGGUUUUUACAUCAUUCAGAACUUCGAGGAAUUAUUUGAGAAGCCACAUGGAUGAUAGUGCUAUAAUUUCUAAAAAUGAUAUUGGUGAAAUUGUGCAUCAUCACGCUGAUCACCAAUGUUUGAGCCUGUAUCCAAAAUCUCACUACGACUAUUAUAAUAGAAGAAUGCAUCAAUUGAUUGAUUCAUAUUUUGAAAAGGAAAACUUUGAUUGGACCAUACAUUUGGAUCCAGAAAAUGAUCCACAAUUUUAUGAAAUUGCCUUCUCAAUGUUUGAAUCAGUUGUUGUGAAUAAGAGACUCUCUCCUCCAAAAACAGUAAUUCCCUUCAUAGCUCAAUAUAAUGAUGAUGAGUAUGAAGAGGAAUCAGAUCCACAAAUAAUAGACGACGAUUAUUUUAUACAUUGCGAGCAACCAACCAAAUCAUCACCCCGACAAAUUCAAUCCAAUUCUGAUGAGAAACGAGAGAUCAUGGGUAAAAAAGGAAUAUCACCAAGCUGUAGCACUUCCACUGUAGAAACAACAGGUGCCUCAGCCACUACAAUGCCCUCUCUUGUGAGUACCACCUUGACAACCUCCUCCACUGUAAUCUCAAAUGAAACAAUGAUCAUGUCGUCUUUGGCCAAUACCACACUCGGCUCUCCUUCCACUUCAAUCGCCUCUUCCAAUUACCUGUCCUCCCCAAAUUCUUUUCAAAGACCAAGAGGAAGAGCAUUCCUCAUGUUUGGUUCCUCUCAAUCUCCUUCUUCUUCCACUCAACAGAAUUCAUACCUUCUUUCUCCUUCCAUGAAUUCAAAUUAUAAUCCCACUCCAAUUACUCCCCUUCGAUCUGAUUCUGCAAUCUCCACAACUCUUAACCCCUCUACUACCACUCCAAAAACUCCAACACCCUCAUCAGAAAAGAAGACCAGCCCACACGAUUUGAAAUCAUCAGAAAAGAAGAUCCCAAAAUCCCCUCGAGAAUGUAGAAGAGAAUGCUAUUCAAAAGUGUUAAAUGCUCGUUUUGAAUAUGGUGGAUGGAAGGAUAAUUGUGAUUUUGGUAAAAGAUCGAUUUCAUUGAGUCAACUCGAAGAGAGCGUACCAUAUGAAAUCAUGUUCCACAUAUUAUCCUAUCUAUCAGCUCCAGAUUUGAUUGACCUGAGUCGUGUCAGCAGAUCUUUCCACUACAUUUGGACAGAACAUCCAUUGUUGUGGAUUAGCUAUCCAUACAAUCUCAAUAACUUGAGUAUGUCAGAUUUGAGUAGCAGUUCAGAAUUUGCUGAAACCUUUGAUGACAGAGAGAAGAAACAAGGAUCAUCCUUCAUCGAUCACAUUACCCUCAGAGAGUUGAUAGAGAGUUCACCAUUCUCACAGGAAAAAACAACCAUGGUUCUAAGUAGUUGGAAGAAUAUCUAUAAAUCCAUCUAUAAGGGUUAUAGAAAUGGACCAUGGAUGAACUAUUGUGCAUUCCAUAACAAUGUAAAUACACAAAGUUUAGAAUAUCGAUUGAGUAUGAUCGAAAUUAAGGUCUGUCUCAUUGGUGAUUCUACCUCUGGAAAAUCCUCUUGGGUCUACAUGUUGAAGGAGGCCAUCUCAAAUCAUUUAGAUACAGUAGAACAUAGAAGUCGAGUGAAAAAGAUUGAAUAUAUUGAAUCAACUAUUGGCGCUACCUACUUGAUGAAACAUGUGAAAGUUAAUUUGCCAACACCAACGGGUACAGCAGAAAUUCAGGAAGAUGAUGAUUCAAUUUCAUCAGAGGCUGACAGCUAUAUCAUGACAAGGUACAAUCCAAUCAUUUCUCUGAGUGUAUGGGACACUUCUGGUAUGAAAAGAUUCCUUAAUUUAAUUCCACUCUAUUUGAAAGUUUGCAAAGCAAUCAUGCUCUGUUUUGAUUUGAGUAGACCAGAAUCAUUCGAUGAUAUGUUACAGCUAUUCGACAAGUACAUUUUCAAACAACAAGCAACCAAAUCACCAGAGCUUAACUUGUUAGAAAAUAGAAAUCUAUUUGAAAAGUGCUUACAAAAUGAGGAUAUUUACGUGUUCGUUUGUGGAUUGAAAUCUGAUCUGGAACCUAAAAUAUCCAACGAAAGAAUCACUCAAUUCCUUCAUUCCUAUGGUGGUUCCAGAAUCAAACUCUUCACCAACAAUAUGCUCUACUUUGAAUUGAGCUCAAUGAGUGGUGAGAAUCUCUACACUCCUUGGUUACACUUGGCCUAUAGAGUUGCAUUGAAGAAUCAAUCAGAUGGUGCAAGUAGUAGUGCAAGUAGUGGAAACACUGCAAGUUCAAUAAGUAGUAAUGGAAUGUAAUAUCACAUGUUUUGUAAACCUUUUUGAAGAAACAACAAUUUUGAAAUAAAGAGUUUUCUAAAU
Naegleria gruberi is the source of this 2853-nucleotide messenger RNA. Its product is annotated as rab family small GTPase. Bases 1 to 2790 code for a protein of 929 amino acids. Gene Ontology annotation, cellular component: endomembrane system. Gene Ontology annotation, molecular function: GTPase activity; GTP binding; protein binding. Lineage: Eukaryota; Heterolobosea; Eutetramitea; Acrasida; Naegleriidae. The transcript has a single exon. The record is from RefSeq and is a predicted model, not a curated record. Gene Ontology annotation, biological process: intracellular protein transport.